AUGGUUCAAUCCUCGAUCCUCGGUUUCCCUCGCAUGGGAGUCAACCGUGACCUCAAGAAAGCCACGGAAGCAUACUGGGCCGGCAAGAUCUCGCAGGAUGAGCUCCUCGCCGAGGGGAAAAGACUGAGACUGGCACACUGGAAAAUCCAGAAAGACGCUGGCAUCGACAUCAUCCCCAGCAAUGACUUUGCUUUCUACGACCAGGUCCUCGACCACAUCGAGCUCUUCGGUGUUGUUCCGGAACGGUAUACCAAGUACAACCUGGCUCCGCUUGACGAGUACUUUGCCAUGGGUCGAGGUCUCCAGAAGCCUGCCACCGAUAGCUCCCCGGCUGUCGAUGUGCCUUCUCUGGAAAUGGUCAAAUGGUUCGACUCAAACUACCACUAUGUGAAACCAACUCUUCAAGACAACCAGAUCUUCAAGCUGUCCUCAAAGCCCAAGCCCGUUGUCGAAUUCCUCGAAGCCAAAGAAGCAGGUAUCGUCACCCGUCCGGUCAUCCUCGGACCCGUGUCCUUCCUCUAUCUCGGCAAAGCAGACCGUGGUCAAACUAUCGAACCAAUUUCUGCCCUCGACAAGCUUCUGCCUCUCUACGAGGAUCUCCUCAAACAGUUGAAGGAUGCUGGUGCUGAGACGGUGCAAAUUGAUGAACCCAUCUUGGUCUUCGAUUUGCCUCCCCACGUCAAGGAGGCCUUCAAGCCGGCGUAUGAGAAGCUCGGUGGACUUGGGAGCAGUGCCCCGAAAAUCGUUCUUGCGACCUACUUUGGUGACAUUGUCCACAAUAUCGAUGUUCUCAGCUACUUGAAGAACCUCUAUGCCAUCCACGUUGACCUCGUCCGCAAUCCCGAGCAGUUCGAGACUGUCGCCUCUGCGUUGGCCCCUCAGCAGGUUCUGUCGGCGGGCGUUGUUGACGGUCGCAAUAUCUGGAAGACCAAUCUCAAGAAAGCCGUUGAGCUUGUUGAGACUGCCAUUCAGAAACUCGGCAAGGACAGAGUUAUCGUCUCGAGCUCCAGCUCUCUCUUGCAUACUCCUCACACUCUGGCCAGCGAGAAGAGCUUGGACCCUGAGAUUGCCGAUUGGUUCAGCUUUGCUUGUGAGAAAGCCAAGGAGCUGGCCAUCAUCGCAAAGGCUGUCACGGAUGGCCCGGCCUCCGUCCGAGAAGCCCUCGAAGCCAAUGCCAAGUCGAUGCAAGCUCGUGCUUCUUCAAGCCGAACCAACGACCAGGCGGUCAAGGAGCGGCAGAGUAAGAUUACUCCUAACAUGUACCACCGCAAGUCGCCAUUCCCUGUUCGAAUCAGCCAACAGCAGGAGCGUCUGCAUCUGCCUCUGUUCCCUACCACGACUAUUGGAUCUUUCCCUCAGACCAAGGAAAUCCGUAUCCAACGCAACAAGUUUACCAAAGGCGAAAUUACUGCUGAGGAGUAUGAGAAGUUCAUCGAAAAGGAGAUCCAGGACGUGAUCAAGAUCCAGGACGAGUUGGGCCUCGAUGUCUAUGUCCACGGCGAGCCCGAACGCAAUGACAUGGUCCAAUAUUUUGGGGAGAGACUCAAGGGUUAUGCUUUCACGACCCAUGGAUGGGUUCAGUCGUACGGCUCUCGCUGUGUCCGACCUCCUAUCGUUGUCGGUGACAUUUCUCGACCUGCUCCUAUGACGGUCAAAGAAUCCAAAUACGCGGCUUCAAUCUCCAGCAAACCUAUGAAGGGCAUGCUCACAGGUCCCAUCACCUGUUUGAGAUGGUCAUUCCCUCGUGACGAUGUCCAUCAGUCGGUUCAAGCGGAACAACUGGCUUUGUCUCUCCGCGACGAGGUUAUCGACCUCGAAAAGGCCGGUGUCUAUGUUAUUCAGGUCGAUGAGCCUGCUCUGCGUGAAGGCCUUCCACUCCGCGCGGGCAAGGAACGAACCGACUACCUGAAGUGGGCCGUGGAUUCUUUCCGCCUGGCAACCGCGGGUGUUGAGGAUGGCACUCAGAUUCACAGCCACUUCUGCUACUCCGAGUUCCAGGAUUUCUUUUAUGCUAUUGCCGCACUGGAUGCCGAUGUUCUCUCGAUUGAGAACAGCAAGUCUGACGCGAAGCUUCUCAAAGUCUUUGUGGAUGAGGCUUAUCCACGUCACAUUGGACCUGGUGUCUACGACAUUCAUUCUCCUCGUGUUCCUUCUGAACAGGAAAUUCGCGACCGUAUUGCAGAGAUGUUGCAGUACUUGAAGCCAGAGCAAUUGUGGAUUGAUCCCGACUGUGGGCUCAAGACCCGACAGUGGAAGGAGACCAAGGCUGCGUUGACGAACAUGGUCAACGCGGCCAAGAGCUUCCGUGCUCAAUAUGCCAAAGGCAAUUAA
Fonsecaea erecta is the source of this 2331-nucleotide messenger RNA. Its product is annotated as 5-methyltetrahydropteroyltriglutamate- homocysteine S-methyltransferase. Bases 1 to 2331 code for a protein of 776 amino acids. The record is from RefSeq and is a predicted model, not a curated record. Gene Ontology annotation, molecular function: 5-methyltetrahydropteroyltriglutamate-homocysteine S-methyltransferase activity; zinc ion binding. NCBI's taxonomy places the organism in Eukaryota, Fungi, Ascomycota, Eurotiomycetes, Chaetothyriales, Herpotrichiellaceae. The transcript has 3 exons.